AGACCGUACCCGGACCCCACCACGACAGAAGCUCGAUAAUUUUACCACUUAUGUGCUGGUCGCUACAUCGUCCGACUAUUACAUGGGCCAUUAUUCGUCGGGAGCCUUUUGUUCUUUAUGAAUAAAAUAUCGGAAUAUUUUCCUCAAGAUCAAACGUAAAUCAGAGAGCUCUCAGUCGGCAGCCUCGCCUCGUGUCUCGUGAACCAUUUCGACGAAAGUACUUCGACGUUAGAAAAGCCGGCUUAGCUUAUUCGUGACAUAUCGUUCGAUAGACGAGGCUCAAGUAUAGCUGAGCUGUUUCCAUUCUGCCUUAUUUUUAGCAUCAGACUCCUUCAUCAACCUAUUUUGAACUGGAAAACUGAAACUACAAAAUGGCUUCGUGGUUAAGUGAUCCCCUGGCAGCUUUGGAGAGCACGUUUGACGGUUCUUGGAUCGACUGGUCGCUGUCUUCGUGGUAUAUCACUUUCAUUUUCUCCGCCAUUUAUAUCAUGCUGAUAUACCCCCUACGAAAAUGGAUGGAACCACAAGAGCCAAAGAAACUCCGUGGACCGCUGGUCGCUUGGAAUCUAAUUAUAGGGAUGUUCAGCAUUAUUGGGACGGCGAGGGUUCUCCCAGAUUUCCUCAAGAACCUCCGCAAUGAUGGAUUUUAUGCUAGUUUUUGCGAGAGCAAUUACUUUUUGAAAGACCAUGUAGGCAUUUGGGGGUUCCUGUUCAUAUUAUCGAAGAUCCCCGAGCUAAUUGAUACCCUAUUUAUCAUCUUACGCAAGCAGAAAUUGAUAUUUCUGCAUUGGUAUCACCACGCUAGCACCCUCAUUUUCGCCUGGCGAAUGUACGCCACACGCAGUUCAGUCGCUUAUUGGUUUUGCACUAUGAACUAUUUCGUCCACAGCCUCAUGUACAGCUACUACGCGAUCCGCGCUGCGGGUUUUCGAGUGAACAGAAAAAUUGCAAUGGUUAUAACUUCGCUACAACUUCUGCAAAUGUUCGUAGGAAUUUAUGCUGUGUUGUACGCAGUGCACCAAAUAGCCAACGGCCACCGCUGCGAUACGAAAACCCCAGAGCUGGUAUUUGGAGUCGUCAUUUACACAAGUUACAUGAUACUUUUCUCCAAGUUUUUCUACGAUGCAUACAUCGGGUCACGGCGUGUACGGCCAUCGCGCGAUAGCGUAGCAGACGGCAAAAAGGUCGCCGAGGUCAAUGCCAAUGGAUCGAACCAUGACGUCAUGAAUGGAAAGGGAGAUCACCUAAUUUCAAAUGGCAAUGGACACAUGCGGCUUAGAAGUACACAGACCCAACAAUAAUGAAACUGAAUGUUUAUAUUGUUAAAAGUAUAAAAUUAUAGUUAUUUAAGGUAUCAAGUACAUUAAACAAAAAACAAAAAAUGCUGGAUGUUUUUAGUUUAAAGCAGGAAAGAAAGAUUAAUUGUGUCUUUGAAUUCACCUUUUUUUUUGUGUUGGCCUUGUUUAUUUUUGCUUGUUGAUUCUUGGUCACAAAGGUUUAAUGUUGAAUCAAUUCUAACUAUUUACUACAGGUCUGUAAGACUUGAAAAGGAGAAUAAAAAUCCCAAUUCGGCCCACUCAAAAGUCGUAUUUCAUGUGGAUUUAAAAAAUUGAUAUAAUUGCACUUGUAACUUUGUCUUACAUUUUUGCAAAGAAUCAAUGAGUGGUUGACUACCAAAUUUCAAAAUAUCUUGAACAAUAUUUAUUUCAGCUGCAUGCUUGCACAAAGGUCUGGAAAAUAUUUUGAUAUUUAAUAACACGCCAAGCCUCAAUUCUCAAACAUGUCAAUUCCUAUUUUUGCAAAAUGGAACUUCGUUUUUGAGUUGCGUUUGUAUUUUGAAAGCUAGAGCUAGAGUUGUCCUGAAAACUUGUGAUUGUCAAUGACAAUAUGUAUUUACUAAGUGAUGUGUGUGCAGUACACUGUAACUGCUGAUUCCUUUCAAAGCGCACAAUCUCUCUCACAUAGGCCUACAACUUUUUUGGGGCAAAUGCUGUUUAAAGGUCAAGUCUGCCAAAGAAACAUUUCGAUUUGAAUAAAUAGAGAAAAAUCAAAUUAGCAUAACGCUGAAAAUUUCAUCAAAAUUUGAUGUAAAAUAAGAAAGUUAUGACAUUUUAAAGUUUCGCUUUAAUAUUUUUCACAAAACAGUGAUAUGCACAACUCAGUGACAUGCAAAUGACACAGUUGAUGAUGUCCCUCACUAUUUCUUUUGUUUUUAUUGUUUGAAUUUUACAAUAUUUCAUUUUUUACAGAUUUGACAAUAAAUGAAACUUGCCUGAACCAUAUAGUAUUAAACAAUGCUAAUUCAACAUGUUCAGGGUAGAAUCAUUGUUUCACUUGACAAUGAGGAGAAAAUUUGAAUAUUUCAUAUUUCAAAUGAUAAAAUUCAAAAGAAAGUGGAUGACGUCAUAAAGUCUUCUCAUUUGCAUACCGACCAGGAUGUGCAUGUUAUAGUGUUAUGUGAAGUGAAAUUAAGCGAAACUUUAAAAUGUCAUAACUUUCUUAUUUUACGUCUGAUUUGGAUGAAAUUUUCAGUGUUAUGCUUGUUGGAUUUUUAUCUUUUUAUUCAAGACAACUUUUUGUUUGGGAUGGCCUUGUCCUUUAAGUAUUCAAAGUCAAACUGCAAAAUUAUUGCUGGGAGGUACAUUAAACAAGCAAACAAUACUUGCUCUUCAAGGAGCCAUUUGUCAUUGUCAAAUUGUUUUUUAGUAGGCCCCAUUGUGCGUUAUCACUGUUUGCAUACAUUGUCUUGGAUAUUUAUUCAGAGAUCUAUACACACUGAAAAUCUUGAACAUUGCCAUUACAGACAUGCAUAUUUUUAAUAUCUGGCGAGUCAAGAUGGGGAAGAUUUUGCACAGAAAAGCAAUGCUGUUUUUACACAUGUAUAGAUCUGGAAAGUGUUCAAUUCAUCCAGGGGAGCGUUUCAUGAAAGACGUUUUAUCCGACAAGUCCUGUUUUAUCCGACAGUUACUAUAGUAACAAUAGUAACAGUGCUUCUCAACCAAUCAGAAUCCAGGAAAGUUGUCAGAUCUGACAACUUGUCGGACGAAAAUAUUGAUGAAACGCCCCCCUGAUCUGAACCAAGUGGCCUAGGCCCAUAUACCAUACAAAUAUGAUGUUUAAUGUGUUUUUUAUUAGUAAUCAGAAGAGUUGCAGGUAUUUGUCAUAUUCCACAUGUUUCAUCUUUAUAAUGUGUAUUGUGUGUGAGUUCAAAUGCUGUUUGAUUAUUUACCAAGGAAGAUGAUAAUUAUUAUAUAUGUUCCUGUGCAAGUUUGUGCAUUAUUGGGGACAUUAUAUUGUGCAUGUUAUAAUUUGUGCUUAUCAAUAGCAAAGUUCAUGCAUGGAGGUUUGUGUUAUAUCCCUAUGGCUUAUGCUUAUAUGCUUACAUGUAGGUGUAAACCUAUUUCAAAGAAAGGGGGGGUCGGUUAGUGGGGGGGGGGGGGGUAUAUUUUGCAUGAAUCGAUGCUACUCUGCAUGGAACUAUGUAGAUGGAAACGGGCUCUGAUUUAUGAAGAAUUCACUUUAUCCAAACGUUUGGAUAAUAUAUCGACAGAAUAAAAUCUGUAUGUUUGUUUAAUGGUGUGUCUCCACUUCCACAAAUGUUCAAUCAUGCGGAAAAUAUUGCCUACAAUGUAUGUUCAUCAAAAUAUUCUCCAUUUACAUGUAUUCUCCCGUGAGUCAAUGUGUGUGUGUCCAACUAUGUGAUCAUGCAUUGACGCUGAAACACAGUUUGUACUGCUCUAUUUCUGUACAAUGUACAUAAAUCUAGCACAGUGUAUGUAUAUGUAUCUGUUUUUGUAAUGACAAACUAUGUGUGGGGCAUUUCGCAUUGUAAUAAUAGAUGAAUUGCAGUUUGCACUACAUGUACUCGUGAGGGGAAUGUAUAAUGUAUCAUGUAUGUAUUCAUAGUAAAAAGACCUACUGAACUCAGAUUGCAUGUGCAAUUAUACUGGAUGCAUUGUUGCGUUUGAUAAUUAUGGAGAAAUAAAUACUUUGAAGUAGGACGAAUGAAGGAAUGAAAUGCGUAAAUGUUACAGAGCUCUGGAUGAUGCCAUGAAGCAUUUACAAUGUAGUAAGAAGGCAUGGUUACAUGUAGGACUUGGGAAAAUAAAUCACGCUAUCAAGGAUACUGUAUAAUACAUAUUCGGUUACUUGGAGUCCAUGACACGAUACAGAUUUUUUUCAUUAUCAUCUGCAAAACCUUGCAAAAUGGCUCAAAAUGUUCAUUUGUGUGCAUUUCCAAUUCCAUCAUUAUUAAAUAUAAAAAACACCCAAAAAUAGUUGUGUGUGUGUUAUUAGUCACGUUAAACCUUUUAUUGUAUCACUUGGACAUGAUGAAAAUGAAUGUUUUCAUUUUUCUUUUUUAAGAUGAAAGGAAACAAAUUAAAUUCUGUGUUUCAAAAACGAACAAACAGCCCAUGUGCAGUGUGCACACAAUGUCAUGGAAUUUCGCACAUUUUCUUUCAGUAAAAUUUUGUGAUAUUUAACAUUGUUAAAGUGAUUAUAUACAAAUAUUGGUGUAAGUAUUUGUGCAUAUAUUAGAUAUAGGUCACAAAUAUUGAAAGCUUUAUUUUAAUUCUUGUAGAAGUCACUUCCUCUGUUAGUAUUUCUGUUAAAGUGUUAUUUUUAAUGCGCAAAAAUGAGUCAUGUAUUUGAAUAUCUGGUACAGCAUGCACUGUACCUAGUAUAAGUUGCAUAUUUAAAUGUAUUCGUUUGAGUGUUGAUUUCAAUGCAAGCAAAAUGAGGCUUAUUUGAAAGAAUAAUGAAAUCUAAUGAUUUUCAUUUCUUUGUAAAUAUUUUUGCAUUUUUAUGUUAACAAAAGCUUGUGAAUUACUGAAUUGAACAAUUGUGAUUGUUUUAGGCGACUAAUUCCAUAUUGUGAAUAAAAUUCACUUUAGUGACAUCAA
Messenger RNA from Lytechinus pictus (painted urchin), 4904 nucleotides. RefSeq names its product very long chain fatty acid elongase 6-like. The transcript has a single exon. The record is from RefSeq and is a predicted model, not a curated record. Gene Ontology annotation, biological process: sphingolipid biosynthetic process; very long-chain fatty acid biosynthetic process; fatty acid elongation, monounsaturated fatty acid. Bases 372 to 1301 code for a protein of 309 amino acids. NCBI's taxonomy places the organism in Eukaryota, Metazoa, Echinodermata, Echinoidea, Temnopleuroida, Toxopneustidae. Gene Ontology annotation, molecular function: fatty acid elongase activity. Gene Ontology annotation, cellular component: endoplasmic reticulum membrane.